ACUUGAUGUCAAAGAGAGUUGGGGGAGCCGGGAGAAGUCAUCACUGACAGUGAUUUUUGAACUAUUCCUUCGUCCACCUUGGAAAUAAGACACGGAUGUUCAGCUUAAAUGAUCGCCCUUGGCUGUAGCUAUAUAUAUGGCAUCUUCCAUGAAGCCGAUCUCAAGAAGUAUUAUGGAAACUUCAAAGAAAAGAAAACAUGAAAAUGAAGAACAGAUUGAAUCUUCAUCUAUUACAGGAAGUUCAAUAAUGGGUGAAGAAAGUGAGACAUGCGACUUGCAAUGUUCAGCGAAGAGAAAAUCAAUUAUGAGGUCAUCUUCAGAAGAAGGAAUAGGCCUCAGCAGUUCAGAGGAUGAUGAUGAAACAGACAAAAGUUAUACAGAAAGAAGAUUAAUAGAUGGGGGAACAGGAACUUUCCAGUAUAGGGAUUUAAAGAACGCGAACAUUUUCUACAGUGAAAAACCUGACUCCAUCGAGGAAUUUAUUCAGGAUAUUAAAGUUGACAUUUUGAAGAAUUUUCCAGAAAUCCCAGAUUUUGAAAACAGUGUUAGAAAGUUAAGCAGUCGUACCAGAGAUAAUCUUUUGUUUUCGUUUGACUUGGAUAAUAUCUUGAAACAUUUGGAUGACGGAUACGCUCACAAGAACUAUGUGGAAGUAGAAUGGAUGAAACAGAUACGAUCAGACUUUGUAAGGGCAGAGCAAGUGGACAAAGCUUUGAAUCUCACUGAUAUGUUUGACAGACAUUGGUUCUCUGCUGUAAAGAACUUUCUAAUAUCAACAAUGUCUUUAAUCACAACCGUUCUGAAUCCACCUGAUGAUGGACAAUGUUUACUUAAAUCUAAGAAAGCGAGGAAAAAAAGGAAAAACAAAGGAAAAAAACUUGCAGAGAGUGCUGAGAGAGGACGACAACCUUUACAGAGUGUUUACCAUCAUUACUUUACCAGGAUUGGAGAACUUUUCUUUCUGAAACAAAGAGCUGUGGUCAACAGAACCUAUAUUUUUGGUGAUAAGAUAGUAAGUAACGUUCCAGAUUUAGCCUACGGAUUUGCUUCAAGACCAGUCGCUGUACAGAAAAAUGUCCUGUUGUCUGUAGUUGAGGUGGAAGGAAAACCAGUCAACAAUGAUAUGUCUGAAUGUUUGGAGGAUCAACUGGACCCUGAUGUUCUUGGGCGAGUUGGAUCCGAGCUCUUUGCAGUAGUGCCCCACUCUGUAAUGUUCCCUAAUUCCCUGGGAAUGAUAUGUAUGGGAACCAAAAUUAUAUUUGUAUAUCUGAAAAUUAAAAGAGAACCUGGUGAGCUCCUGAUUUUGCCACUCAAAAGUAAAGGAAUUAUUCAGUAUACCAGACCUUUUGACAUAUUGAAGGCACAGGAUAGAGGAGAUGUCUGUGAAAUUCUGUAUUGGCUUGGUUGUGUACAAAAUCAUUGUGAUAGAGAAUUGCUGUUGACCACAUGAUUAUGUGCACAUUUAAAAUUAAAGAAAGAAUGAGUUUUGAAGACAAGAUUCUGAAGAUUUGUAAGACUGGACUAAGCCAAAUGCCAAUCAAUAUCGGAAUUUUCUUUAAGGAUGUUGAACAUAUCAAUUGGAUAUUAUUGGCUUGCCUGUAUGAAUAACAUCUUGUGUUUUGUUAAAUGCAAACAUUUUGAAAGAAAUAUUGUAAAAAUUGAUUAAACAGUCCUUAAGCCAUUUAUUUUUCACAUUGCAUGUCAUAGAAUUAUUUGAAGAAUAAUUAAAAUUUGCUGUUAUGAUGUUGCCGAAAUUUUCUUUGGUAAUAUUGCGAAUUUCCUAUGCUUUGGGACACAUCUAGUACAUUUCUUUAAAAUGUAAAAUACAUUCAGUGUUUUAUCAAUGUCAAUUUUGUUCAUGAAUAUUUAUUCUGUUGGAACAUGACGUUGAACUUCACAAGUUUCUCAAAUGAGUGCAUCUGGUAAUUAAUCAAUAUUAUUAAGUAACUUUCAGAGUUAUUUUUUAAAAAUUUUAUAUCAAAUAAAAUAUGAAUACUGAUCAACCAUUUAUUGUUUUGUUAUUUAAAACAAAUCAUAUUAGCAAAUGUUUGUAAUGAGAAUUACAAUGUUACUAGAUUUCACCUGGUCACGUCACUUUUUCAAUAUCUGUGAUUUAUGUGAAAUUGACUGUCAAACUUUGCAAUUUUGUAUUUUGUUAAAACUCACAAAGAACAAAAUAAAAAGAAUCAAGUCUAAUGAGUAUGCUAAAUAUGUAGAUGUAAGGUUAGUACUGCUUAAAAUAAUGUUUGAAACUGACAAAUUAUAUUUUUGAUGAAUGCGUUAUAUAUGUUCAACUCUUUAAAGCAAACUUUUUGUAGAGAUUGUCUUUUACGUUUUAAUAUUCAACAACGAUAGCAUAUAAUUACAUACAUUAGUUGUCCAUAGUGAUACUCUUUCUGGUAGUAAUGAACAACACGCUCCUUUUCAAAAUUCUGUCGUUCCCUUUUUGAUAUGAAAACAAUGCAUCCACUGCUAUUGUUACCUAUAUUUUACUUAAUUUAAAAAACCAUUUGUCCAUUGUCAAACAUAUCCCUUUGUCUAUUGUCAAACAUAUCCCUAACCUUUCGAUGUACUUCUAAUGCAAGUCUAUUACUGCAAUAUGGGCAGUUAGGAUCAAUUUAAGAGAUCAAACUAUAGUUUUAUAUGAUUUUCAUUUUACAUGUGUAGUUUAAUUAGAAUAUUAUAUCUGCACGCCUUCAUCAUCUGUCACGUAUGCAUGAUCGUGAGCUGCCGAUGACAUAAUGUAUUGCCAAUAGCAGAGGGAAAGUAUAUUGUUUAGAUCUCACGUUUUCCGGACAAAACAGCUGUUGUUUGAAAGCUUGACACGCGCACGAAAUUGACAUAUCUUCUAAGCGUUUACGCGUGAUUUCAUUCCUACCUUAUCUCCCUCGUUAGAAGAGUCCAAUUAAAGGGAAAUGGCCCCAAUAUCGGUCAAUUUUUUCCCCGUUUUAUAAUGUUUACAAUGUUUCAAUGAGGCAUUUUCAAUAGUCAGCCAAAAUUUAAAUUUUAUUCGUCUUGUUUAUAUUGAAUUAAAAUUCUGGAAAAACUUUGAGCCAUAUUAGUAACUGCAAUACACUGCACAUAUAUUAAGUUAUAUGCAAGGAAUUAUAAUGAUAUUUGCACAAAGGUAUAUUCACUAAUUAAUAAAGCAAUAUGUAUAUGAGCUGUACAGCUGUUGACCAAUAAACAAUACGAUACAAUACAAACCAAAAGACUUUCCCCGAUCAAAUGCGGGCCCUUUUACCUGACAUACAUUUAUCUCCGGUUCAAGAAAAAAAGAGAAGCGUAACCAAUCUAAUAAAAUUUGACCAUGCGGC
Molecule: messenger RNA, 3317 nt
Organism: Magallana angulata
Lineage: Eukaryota; Metazoa; Mollusca; Bivalvia; Ostreida; Ostreidae
Exons: 8
Coding region: 137-1450 (437 amino acids)
Source: RefSeq, a predicted model, not a curated record